AUGGCAACUAUCAAAAGGAAAUAGGACCAUGGCAGCAGAUGAUGACAAUGGUGAUGGAACAAGUUUAUUUGAUGUCUUCUCUGCAUCUCCUCUUAAAAAUAAUGAUGAAGGUUCUUUGGACAUAUAUGCUGGGUUGGACAGUGCUGUUUCUGACAGUCCUUCCAAAUCCUGUGUACCAUCCAGAAAUUGUUUGGAUUUAUAUGAAGAAAUUCUUACUGAAGAAGGAACUGCAAAGGAGGCAACAUAUAAUGAUUUGCAAGUAAAAUAUGGAAAAUGUCAGCUACAAAUGAAAGAACUAAUGAAAAAGUUUAAGGAAAUACAGACACAGAAUUUCAGCUUAAAAAAUGAAAACCAGUCCCUUAAGAAGAAUAUUUCAGCACUUAUCAAAACUGCUAGAAUGGAAAUAAGCCGCAAGGAUGAAGAAAUAAGUCAUCUUCAUCAAAGAUUGUCUGAGUUUCCACAUUUUCGAAAUAAUCGUAAAACUGCACGAACAUCAGAUACAGUUAAAACAAAAGAUCUUACAUCCAGAUCUUGCCAUUUGGAUGAUUGUGCAAAAACUGAUCACAGAGUGAAAUGUGAUGCUUCUAAAGAUGGACAUCAUAGCACUUCACUGCCAAACAUCGAAAAGGAAGUAAAAUUGCAUUUGGAAAAAAAGAGCACUUUGCAUUUGCCUACCUCCAAUGAAAAACACUGCACCAAUGGCAUUUGGUCACGUUCUCAUUAUCAGGUUGGUGAGGGUAGCUCAAAUGAGGAUAAUAGAAGAGGGAGAAAAGAUGUUGGAUAUAGCCAAUAUAGUAGAGGAACUGAUAGAAUACGAAAAGACUUAAACACUAGUAGUGGUGAUGGUGAACCAAGGAAUAUAGAGGCUAGUCAAAGGCUACAAGGACGUCCUGAGAAAUACAGUAAAGGUGAACCAAAGAUAGAAAGCAAAAAUUCAAAGUUUAAAAGUAACACAGAUUUGGAUUAUAAAAAUGAACGUUUUGGCUGUUCCUGGCAGAAAGAGACCUUCAGAGAGAGAUCACAUACUCGAGUAGAAUCUCAAAGUGACAGAAAACUACAAAGGCAAAAUGAAAGAUUACAAAAUACAAAUAAAAAAGAAUAUAAAUCACAAGACAAAGAAGAAAGAAAAGUUGAUCAAAAACCGAAAUCAAUAGUAAAAGACCAUGAUUAUUGGAGAAGAUCUGAACGAGCAUCUUUUCCUUAUUCCAAGAAAGAUAUAAAAUCUCAUAAUUCAAGUAAAUAUCAUCUAGAAGAGAGAAGAGAAAGGGAAGAUGGUAAAAGAGACAGGGGUGUGAGUAAUCAUAGUUUUCAAGAAGGAAGAUGUUCAUCCUCUCUUUCAACCAGUAGAACUCACAAACACAUUGACUCUAAGGAAGUUAAUGCUAUGCACCAACGGGAAAAUACACCUUUAGAAGCAGAAAGGCAUAGAACUGAAGAUAAGAGGAAAAGAGAACAAGAAAGCAAAGAAGAAAACAGGUAUAUGAGAAAUGAAAAAAGAACACCUACAGGACAUUUGCAGAAGAUUAACAAGGAAACCAAGAAAACCACUGCUGAUUUAAAGAGACCGAGUGGACCAAAAAAUGAUAAAGGUGAAGUCUCAUUGGGUGUUUCUGAAGGCCUAGAUAACAAAGACCUUGCAAUUAAAGCUGAAAGUGGUCCAAAUGAAACAAAAAACAAAGACUUAAAGUUGAGUUUUAUGGAAAAGUUGAACUUAACUCUUUCUCCUGCUAAAAAGCAGCCUAUUCCUCAGGAUAAUCAGCAUAAAAUAACCAAUACUCCACAGCCCAGUGACAUGUGUGAUUUGGAGUCCUUGGUGCAGGAUAAAACAGUGACAUGUGUUCCCUCUGUCAGUGAACAUAGUGCAGAGGAAACCAAAUUAAAGUCAUUGGAACCAAAAGAUGCUGUUGCAGCAGCAGCACCUGAACCUAGAACUGGAAUUCCAAAAACGAAAAUGGAAGAAGAAAAUAGUUUGUUAGUUAAGUCUGUUGAGGAUACUGUGCAUUGUGUCUUGCCCAUUUGUGGUACAGAGACCUCUUCAGCACCUGUGGAAAUGGAACAAACAGAGUCUUUGUUUCCAUCAUCAAUAGAAAUGGAACAAACCAUUCAUGGUGCAAGGGCAGCAGUUCCAGUGAUAAUGGACAUAUUACAGACAAAUGUUUCUCAAAACUUUGACUUGGAAUUAGAUACCAAAAGAAAUGAUGGUUUAAAUUCUUGUAAUAUUUCUGAAGAUAUGGAAAUGAAGGAGGCUUUUUCAACAAAAGUGGCCGAAUCCAGUGAAAGCAUUUUACAGCCUUCAAUUGAAAAAGCUGGUGUUUUGCCUGAAGUUGUUUCAGAAGUUGAUGAUCCAAAGUUGGAGCCUUCUGUUGAAGAUACAUCACUGGUUGAGAAUAAGUCUUGUCAUUUGGAGCCUUGCUUAUUACCUAAAGAGACUCUAGAAUCUUCACUCCAGCACACUGAGUUAACGGACCACAGAAUGGAAAUUGGUGAAACAAACUCAGUAUAUCAGGAUGAGAACUCAGUUCUGAGCAUUGACCUUAAUCACCUGAGACCUAUUCCAGAAGUCAUUAGUCCCCUGAAUAGUCCAGUGAGACCUGUGGCAAAAGUACUUAGACUGGAAAGCCCUUCUCGAGUUCCAUUAUAUAAUAGCCAUAAAGAUGUAUUUCCACCAAAUUCAGCUAAUUCUGCCUCCAAGAGUCAGUCUGACCUCAACAAGGAAAAUCAGAAACCAGUUUGCAAAUCUGUCAAGUUUACAGAAGUAGACUCCCAUAAGAAUUCACCUUUAGAUGAAUUAGAAGAAGGAGAAAUUAUAAGCGACAGUGAAAACUCUAAGCAACAAAAAAAUUUUGAAGAAAGUGCCAAACCUAGGGUUUCUACUGAAAUGCAGAACAGAAGAACUAGCCCAGGAAGUAGGAAAAGUACUGGACAUUUGGGUAAGGACAAAAGGGAAAAAUCUAUAAAAACUCAGCAGACAAAAAGGAAAUGGAGUAAAAGACAAAGUGAAUCCAGUAGAUCUUCAAAAACAGAGAAGAAAGAUAAGACAGUGAGCACCUCUGUCCUGGAAAAAAUAGUUCCAAUUAUCGCUGUACCCUCUUCUGUACGAGAGGUUAUGCACAUGUUACGAAUGAUAAGAAAACAUGUAAGAAAAAACUAUAUGAAAUUCAAGGUAAAAUUUCCACUGAAACAAUUUCAUAGAAUUAUUGAGUCAGCAAUUUUGAGUUUUACAUCACUCAUUAAACACCUUGACUUAUCCAAAAUCUCUAAGGCAGUGACUACUUUACAGAAGAAUCUUUGUGAUGUUAUAGAAUCCAAACUUAAGCAAGUUAAAAAGAAUGGCAUAGUGGAUCGUUUAUUUGAACAGCAACUACCGGAUAUGAAAAAAAAAGCAUGGAAAUUUGUAGAUGAACAACUUGAUUAUUUAUUUGCAAAGCUUAAAAAAAUCUUAAUAAAAUACUGUGAUUUCACAAACUUUGGUAGUGACAGUGAUGAAGGGAAAUUUGAAAAAAAUAAAGAGAAAACAGAAUAUUCAAAUUGUCAGAAGAGGAAUAUGGUCAACUCCAGCAAAGAAAUGCUGAAAGAGAAAUCCUCAAAAUUAGAAGGUUCUAUUUAUAAUAGAUCUUCACUGGGAUGUAAAAAGUCUGAGGAAAAACGUCAAGACCAAAAUAACUCCGGUGUAAACACAGUAAAGCAUGAUAUUAAAAAAAACUGUAACACUUGCUUUGAUAAUAUUAGGUGCUCUCAAUCUGAAGAGCACUCCUUGGAACUAAACUGUCUGAACAUCCCAAAGCCAGGAAAAAUGGAAGGUAGCACAAUAGAGGAUACACAGACUUCCCAGCAGGCAGCUUUGAAGCCAGAACGUUGUUUUGAGAUUCUUACUGAACAGCAAGCAUCUAGCCUCACUUUUAAUUUAGUGAGUGAUGCACAGAUGGGUGAAAUAUUUAAAAGUUUGUUGCAAGGUUCUGAUCUUUUGGACAACAGUGUUAAUUGUAAUGAAAAAAGUGAGUGGGAGUUAAAGACUCCAGAGAAACAGCUGCUAGAAAGUCUUAAGUGUGAAUCUAUACCAGCUUGUACAACAGAAGAACUGGUUUCUGAUGUAGUUUCUCCAUGUCCUAAAAUGAUCAGUGAUGAUAAUUGGUCUUUAUUAUCAUCUGAGAAAGGUCCAUCUCUGUCUUCAGGGCUUUCGUUGCCAGUUCAUCCAGAUGUGUUGGAUGAAAGUUGUAUGUUUGAAGUGUCCACUAACAUAGCUUUAAAUAAAGAUAAUGUAUGUAGUUCAGAAAAGAGCAAGCCCGGCAUUUCUUCCAUACUUCUUGAAGAUCUAGCAGUAUCUUUAACAGUGCCAUCACCUCUGAAGUCAGAUGGUCAUCUCAGUUUCUUAAAGCCUGAAGUUUUAUCUAGUUCAACUCCUGAAGAAGUUAUUAGUGCCCAUUUUAGUGAAGAUGCCUUACUUGAGGAAGAAGAUGCAUCUGAACAAGAUAUUCACUUAGCUUUGGAGUCUGAUAAUUCAAGCAGUAAAUCAAGUUGUUCAUCAUGGACAAGUCGGUCUGUUACUCCAGGCUUUCAGUACCACCCUAAUCUACCCAUGCAUGCUGUCAUAAUGGAAAAGUCCAAUGAUCAUUUCAUUGUGAAAAUACGGCACACGGCACCAUCUGCCUCUACUAGUCUUACACAGAAUGUGGUGGCUAAUGAGUCGUUGGCCUCUUUGCCCAGAGUGAGAAAGGAAGCUGAUGCAGCAGAGAAGGAAUGUAUUUCAACUCAGGACACAGUUUUUAAAUCUGUGGAGGAAUUGAAACAUUCCAAUGAAAAUGUUGACAGCAACAAAUUAGCUCAUGAAGAGCAGGGCUGUAUGAUACAAACACAGGUUCCUGAUAUAUAUGAAUUCCUGAAAGAUGCUUCAGGUAAAGUGGGUCAUAGUAAUGAAGUGGCUGAUAAAUGCUUGAAGUUGCAUCAAGUAUGGGAACCAAAAGUUCCCGAAAGCAUUGCAGGAUUGCCUUUGAUGGAAGACAUUCCACAUUCUGUUGAGAGCCAUCUUCCAAACACAUACGUAGACCUCACAAAAGAUCCAGUCACUGAGACUAAAAACUUGGGGGAGUUUAUAGAUGUAGCAGUUUUAAACAUGAAUCAGUUGAGAUGUUCUGGAAGCAGUUUGGAUCAGAAUGCUCAAAUCUUAGACACUGUGCAGCCUGAUACUGUAGAUGCUUUUAUUGACUUGACACAAGAUGUUUCAAGUGAGAGUAAAAGUGAAGAUAACCAUUCUGCUUUAGCAGUUGGACACUUGGGGUGUCAGGUGUUUUGUGUAGAUGAAGAUAACUAUAAGGAAGAAAAGGUGCAAGUGGCAAGCAAGCCUUCAGAAUGCAUGGUUGAGGAAGCUUAUAUUGAUUUGACUUCAGACUCUCCUAAUGCAUGUGAAGUAAAAAAGGAUUUAAGAUCAGAACCAGCAUCAAAUUCUGAUAGUUCAGAGUUGCCUGCAACUUUGGAUAAUGCUCACAAAAAGAGAAAAAACCUUUCUAAUCUAAAUCAUUCUUGCCAGAAAAAACAGAGAAAGGAAACAGACUUAACCAAUAAGGAAAAGACCAAGAAAAUUACCCAGAAUUCUGGUGAGAAUGGUGAAGAUCACCAAAGAAAAGCCAGUAAGAAAAAGGCCCCUGCAGUGACUAAAGAUCCCUCAUUGAUAAAGACAAGCCCGGGCAUUAAGGACCCAUCAGCAGCAUCUGGCACUUCUCCUGUAAACCUUUCUGCGAAGAAUAUCAUUAAAAAGAAAGGAGAAAUUGUAGUUUCAUGGACAAGAAAUGAUGACCGGGAAAUUUUAAUGGAGUGUCAGAAAAGUGGGCCAUCAAUGAAAACAUUUUCUUAUGUAGCUGCCAAGUUGAAUAAAAACUCAUCUCAGGUCUCAGAAAGAUUCCAGCAGCUAUUGAAGCUCUUUGAAAAGUCAAAAUGCAGGUAGUUAAUGGUUAUACUACAGGAGACUCGUAAAAUAAAUAUUAGCUACUGUACCUUCAGUUAAUGGCCUAUUAGUCAUUGAAGAUGUGAGUAGUGGGUGAGAGACAUCCGCUUGAUUUCCUGCUUCAUUCACAGCUUGGAGGAUGAUUGCUCGUAGUAAUCUUCUAAGGUCACCACAUCCACAGGACGUGCUCAGUUGCAGUUUACAUCAUCAUGGCAUUCCUCAUUAACCUCUGACUGCCGAUGAGUCUAAGGUGGGGGGAAGUCCCAUUUGAUGAUUAAUAAGAAAAUUUUUUAUAAGUGAAAAAUAAAUGUUCUUGAAUAACAAUGUGUUUCACAGGUAAUGAAUUCUGUGCACUCAUAAUUUAAUAUUUUUUGCAUACAUUAAAAAAACUUUAUAUUUUAAAUUAGUGCUAAAAUAGUUUGAAAUAUAAAAUAGACAUCCAUAAACAUUAUAUCCAUUGUCAUCUGAAGAGAUGACAUGAUUUACCAUGUAAAAUUAUUAAUAAUGUUGACAGAGAUGUUUCCUCAGUUUUUUAGGGCCGUUUUCGUACAGGUUUGUUAGGGUAACAAUGUUUAUCAGCAGGAUUUCUUUGUAAGAAGUCAGUUGCUUACAUAUUCGGACUUCACGUAAGAAAAAUUGUAGAUUUUUAACAACACUUUUUCAGUCAAUUCGUAGUCAUAAUUAUUUAAAUGCAAAACACCCAGUUUUAAAUUAAAUUAAGUUCAAAUUAAAUCUAAUUGGAAUAGAAACCAUAUUUGGCCAUAGACCUCAGUGUGAACAGGUUCUUAAUAUAUUUGAGUUAUAAAUCUAUUUCUAGACUGGAUAUAUCUUUUACAUAGACAUUUUAUAUAUAAAUGUCUAUAUGUAAUGUAAUUUCAAAAGUAAUGUAAGUGUCAAAAGUAAUUUGAAAGGAAACUUAAUUUCAGUAUCCUCUCAGAACAGCUAGUUUGUUAAUGAGAUCUUCAGAAGAUAUUUGGUAGUUUAUUGUGAAGUUAAAAUUCUAUUUAUAUAAUUCAGAAUGUGAGAUUUAAUAAUAGGGAAUUAGAAAAAAAAAGCUUAGUCUAAAGAACCUUUAAAAAUAGUUUAAGGCAACAAUGACAUGAUUAUUUUUCAGAUUUGCGGUGCUUUAAAAUUUUUACUACCUUUAAGAAAUUAAACCAAAUUUUUUGUUUUACCUGAAUGUUAUCUUAAAAUAUGACUUCCAUUCUCUUAUGAAGAUGAUGUACAUUCAUGGAAGAAUUAACUUGUAUUUGGAAGCGAUGCUCAUUAGUUUAAAAUUUCCAAAUUUCAUUACAAAUCUUUUAUUGAAUUUGAUACUUGAGAUUUUAUUUGCUUGUGUGAUAGCAUAAUUAACGUGUUAUUUCAUUCCUGGUUUGUCUCUUAACUGACUUUCCCCCCCAAGUACUAUAGUCUCAUUAAAUUGUUUUCAAAAUCAAAGUGUAAUGAUCAAGUUUCCAAACUUAUUCCAUAAAAAGCUUCAGCAUCAAUAUUAACUACAUGGAACCCAUUCAAAAGAAUAACAUUUAUGAAAUGGUCAUAUAAAAGUAAAAUCAUAACUUUAGCAUUUUCUUAAAUUACAGAUAAGCUGAAUUCCAGGGAGUCUAAAUUGAUAAUGCUUACUGCACAGGAGCUUGGAGUUCCUCAUGUUCUAAAUGAGGGAGCAGAGGGCAAUUUCAUGACAUUUGCUCACUAGAUAACUUAUAUUUGCUAUAACUUGCUGACUCUUUAAUCUCAAGUCAGUUUGUUCUAGUCAUCAGUCUGAUUUGCUUAUUGGUUACUGGUCAAGAUACUUAUUUUUAAACAGGUUAUAACUUGUUAUUAAGAUAAAAGCAACAACAAUAUAAUAUUGAAACCUUAGUUUUGAUAUUUCAAAGAAAUGAGUUUUUUCUAGAUAUUUAAAAAUAGUUUUGUAGCAUUAAAAAUUAACCAUUAUGUACCUUGUUUUCAUAUAUUUUUAUUUGCUUUUCUAAUUGCCUCUCAUUUUGGUAAAUUGUAAAGUAAUUUAAAUAGUGUAUCUGUAAAUAUGUAUACUUAAAAUGAUGUAAAAUACUUUGUGUGUAUCUGUGUUUGUGUGUAUCAUACACAUAAAUGGCUUUGCCUAGCCAAGAAUUUUUUUUAUCUGUAUAAAACUUUUUGUAUAAAGUUUGCUUUGGAUAUCAGUAAUGUACAAAUAAAACCAUGUAAAGUUCU
Molecule: messenger RNA, 8128 nt
Organism: Artibeus jamaicensis (Jamaican fruit-eating bat)
Lineage: Eukaryota; Metazoa; Chordata; Mammalia; Chiroptera; Phyllostomidae
Gene: CASP8AP2
Product: caspase 8 associated protein 2
Exons: 9
Coding region: 29-5938 (1969 amino acids)
Biological process (GO): Fas signaling pathway; extrinsic apoptotic signaling pathway via death domain receptors
Cellular component (GO): PML body; mitochondrion
Molecular function (GO): transcription corepressor activity
Source: RefSeq, a predicted model, not a curated record